Molecule: messenger RNA, 1011 nt
Organism: Didymodactylos carnosus
Lineage: Eukaryota; Metazoa; Rotifera; Eurotatoria; Philodinida; Philodinidae
Source: the annotation of a GenBank genome assembly
AUGAGAAUCAUCGUUUCAGAGAAAAGAAGAAGACGAGAAAAAUGGCGAAAAAAGUUGGAAAAAAAAGACGACGUCGACAACAGCAAUAUUAGGAAACAGAAACAUCAAAAAGGAUUUUCCAGUGUAGAUGUAACAACAAAAAGUGCUGUUGCUCAAUUACAUCAAUGGCAACACCAGCAACAACAGCAAAAACAACGACAACAAAUAAUAUCAUCAACAUAUUUACGUAGAAGUAUUUUAAAUUUUAUAUCAUCACAAGGAAUGAAAUAUGUUUUACUAGAUAAGAAGAAAACUCCAACUUGUCAAAAUUGUAUGAGUAUUCAUUGGUCGUUUAUCUCAUCGCCGUUAUCUGAAACAGAAAUAUACGAAUUAGAUUUAUCAAGGGACAAAUGUCACAAACCAUGUAUUGUACCAAAUGUUAUUAUAGAUGGGGAUUAUGUGAUGUUUCAUCCUAGAAGAAGUUCGUCAACAUGUGUUCUACUUGGAAAUUCUCCAUUACCAUCAACAGGAAGAUAUUAUUGGGAAUUAUAUAUACCAUCUGUUUAUGGAACAUCAAUUAUGUUUGGAGUAGCAACUAAACAACAAAAAUUGUCAUCUGUUGGCUUUAAAGAUUUAAUUGGAUCGGAUGAAAAUGGUUGGGCUCUCUCUCAUAACGGUUAUCUAUGGCAUAAUGGUACCUGUAAACGAUAUAUGAAAUCGUUGCAACCAUUACAAUCAGCAUUAAUUGCACUCCAUUAUGACAGUGACAAUGAUACACUGUCCUAUACAAUCAACGGUGAACAUUGUGGAAUUGCGUUUAAAUCAUUGAAAAGUAACAAUAAUGGUCUCUUAUAUCCGGCAAUAUCAUCAACAUCAGCUCAAAGUGUCGUUAUAUUAGGUCAUCGGUGUAAAACAUGUUCAACAUUAAAAGAAAAUUGUUUGAGAAAACUUAAAAGGAUAAUAGUUGAACAGGACAACAAUCAAUUUGAUUUACCAAAACAUUUAGUUCAACAGUUAGAUAACGUAAGAUAG